Durusdinium trenchii is the source of this 774-nucleotide messenger RNA. The record is from the annotation of a GenBank genome assembly. Lineage: Eukaryota; Dinophyceae; Suessiales; Symbiodiniaceae.
AUGAGAACUGCAGCAGAGGCUUUGACUCUGCAGUGGCAGCAAAUGCCACCUAUCUUCACCAUAAUUGAUGAUGGCUUCCGCUGUGCAAGGGCCAAAGCGCUGAAGAUCUCACAGAUGAAGCGUGAAAGCCUCCACCUGGAGAAGAAGGCCAAAGCUCUAGAGGAUUGCGAUGCUCGAAAGCAGGAGGAGAUGAUGAAGCAAUCCAGGGAUUUGGAAGAUGAGGCCAAGAAGUUUGAGAAGGAGGAGGAAGAAAAAGUGAAGGCAAACUUCCGGCCGCUUGCAUGUGAGGUGUGCGGAACAGCUUAUGUCAGCAAUUGUGAAGGAGAGUAUGAAGCUCACCUCAAGUACAAGGUACACGAAAGCUACACGGAGAUUCACGCUAGACUCAAGGUGCUGAAGGAGAAGAAGGCUGAGCGGGAUCGCAUCGCCAGGGAGAAGAAGGAGGAAGAGCGCAAGAAGAAGAUGGAAAAUGAGGUGAAGAAGGGAGAAGAAGAAGCAGAGGCAGAGGAGGAUGAAAAGGGUGAAAAGGGUGAAAAGGGCGAAAAGGGCGAAAAGAAGGGUGAAAAGGGCGACAGGAAGUCCAAAGCCAAGGGGAAGGACGCCAAGAGCGGUACAAGGUCAAGAACACGAAGGAGAGGUAGCAGAAGUCGAGAUCGCCGUGGGAAGGAGCGCGGCAGAGACCGGUCACAUCGCCGCAGCAAAAAGGAGCGGCGGAAGCGCAGCUGCAGCAGCAGCCGCAGCUGCAGCCGCAGCCGUGGCCGACGAAGACGAUGA